Messenger RNA from Gadus chalcogrammus (walleye pollock), 1679 nucleotides. RefSeq lists its product as uncharacterized. Gene Ontology annotation, cellular component: nucleus. The coding region runs from base 369 to 1019 and encodes 216 amino acids. Lineage: Eukaryota; Metazoa; Chordata; Actinopteri; Gadiformes; Gadidae. Gene Ontology annotation, molecular function: RNA binding. Gene Ontology annotation, biological process: regulation of double-strand break repair; protein polyubiquitination. The transcript has 6 exons. The record is from RefSeq and is a predicted model, not a curated record.
GUCACAUCGCAAGGCCCGCCUCCAUGUCGGAAACCACGUCGGAAGCACCGGAGCGGAUGGUGUGUUGACGGUAGUUGCUGCUGUUGCUUUUUUAGUCACUGUUUAGUCAUUCAUCGUGAGAUUAGUUGUCAUUAGGUGGUAAUUGUUGUGUUUGAAACUACCACAGUCAUUCUCAUGCAAGGACUAAGCCAAGAAUACGUUGUAUAUAUACGUUUAUUUAUGGUUUGACGUACAACUCCACUGAAUUGAAUGGAAAUGGCGGAGUGUGGACUAAAACAACGAAACACACAACACACAACCCCAUACAAACCCCUGGUGCUCUGGUAUGUACCAGCUCUGUAGUGACGAAUCCAUGUGGACUGUCAGACAUGGAAGGUGAGGGAGCCCUGGAGGCACUUGGUGAACAGUUGUAUAGUUUGAUCUAUCUCAAACAUGCAGAAAUCGCUGGGAAACUCACAGGCAUGUUGUUGGAGCUUCCCGGGCCGGCUCUGAGCCAGAUGUUGGAGGACGAGGCCCUCCUGGCGGGAGCCUUAGAGAAAGCCCUCAGCGCCUUGGACAAACAGCUGGUGCCGAGUAAUUACAAUGAUGAAGAGAAUGUUUCUGGGUCUUCAGACUCCCUUGGAGAUCAACUGUUUGAGCUUGUGGACACCUACAACACUGGGCACUCCCAUAAAAUAACCGGUAUGCUUCUCGAGCAGCACAAAGAAACCGUUUUAAAACUGUUCUCAGAACCUACACUGUUACAAGAGCAGGUGAACCUCUCCCUGAAGACACUUAACGAGCAAGAGUUGGAGACCUGUAUGAGUGACCCAUCGCUCAUGGAAGACAUGGAUAGACUAGGAGAGAAUCUGUUCUUGCUGGUGGAGAGGCUGGAUUCAGUCCACGCUACUGACAUCACAGGUAUGCUGCUGGAGAUGGACCCCUCCACCCUCCCACAGCUACUGAGAGAUAACAAAGCGCUGGAAGGGGCGGUUCGGAAAGCACAGGCAGCACUGGAGAAUUUCAAGUCCUCUGUUUAAAAAAGGCAUCAUGAUUGUGCACGUUCUUCAAACAGAUGAGGAUCUUAAGAGAUGCUGGGAGCAAGAGAACGGUAAAGGGUGGACCACCGUGGCUGCAGAUCAUGUGUUUCCAACCAAAAUACGUUUUAAUUGUAUGGAUGAGAUGAUUAGGAUCCACAGGGAUCUGGGACUCUUAAACACUUAGAGGAUACACCCUGUAUGCUAGACUGACAAACCCCUUUUAGAAAUAGGACAUUUGUUCACCUUCGAGGUGUAAGCUGGAAUUGUGCAAUUUCACAUGACUCAAUGCAAGUUGAAACUUUGUUUUGUUUUCUCAUUAUUUCACCAAAAUGUUGCCAGAAAAAGCAAUUUAAUCAAUACAAUGUGUUUUAAUGGAAUGCUACAGGCAUGCCACAUAACAUUUGCUCCUGUCUGACUUACUAUAUUUAAUUAAAUGUGUUACACGCAAAAUACUUACAACUUAAAUUGUAUGACUAUGUAUUUACUAUUACUCUAAUGUCCCUUUUUCCUACACCCUCUGUUUGCGCUCCUUGACUUGUGUUCAUGCAUACAAGUGCAUUAGAGGCAUGCAUUGUAGAUAUUUCUAUUUUCAAUCAUUUAAUGAUUCUCUACACAUGGAUUCUGACAUUUUCAGAAACAUUAAAGAUCAAGAGUAGGCCA